GCAGGAGGGCCCUGGAGCACUUUGGAAAGGACUGGCGCCAGCGCUGUUGAGGCAAAUCUCUUACACAUCUCUGUCGUUGGUCAUCUACGAGCCGAUCCGAGGCUUCUACGGGCGCGCUCUGCAAAAUGCAGCCGAAGGGCCCAGUUUCUUCCAGCGCCUGGCCGCGGGUGGCACGGCGGGCGCGCUGGCAAUUGCUGUGUUCAAUCCAGCUGAGGUGAUCAAGACGCAAGUCCAGACCCACACAGGUGCUGGUCAGAGCAUGGCCGAUGUUGCACGGCGCGUCUGGGCACAGGAUGGUAUUGUGGGAUUUUGGGCAGGUGUCCGGCCAAAUGUUGCUCGGACAUUUCUGGUCAACGCCGCAGAGCUUGGCACAUACGAUGAGGCCAAAAGCCAGCUGAAGCCACAUUUCGGCGACGGGCUGGUGUCCCACGUCGGCGCGUCGGGGAUUGCGGGCUUCACCUCAGCCUGCGUGUCGACCCCUGCAGACGUGGUGAAGACAAGGCUAAUGAACUCCGCGGGCGGUGAGAAGCAGUAUCGAGGAAUGUUCCAUGGCUUCAGCCGCAUUCUUGUGGACGAAGGUGUCGGGGCGCUGUACAAGGGCUUCCUCCCCAUCUGCAUUCGAAAAUUGGUUUGGUGCGCGGCAUUCUUUGUCAGCUACGAAAGGAUUCGUUCUGCGGUGAAUGCCCGGUGA
Symbiodinium pilosum is the source of this 691-nucleotide messenger RNA. The record is from the annotation of a GenBank genome assembly. Lineage: Eukaryota; Dinophyceae; Suessiales; Symbiodiniaceae.